Poecilia reticulata (guppy) is the source of this 6265-nucleotide messenger RNA. Its product is annotated as ATP-binding cassette sub-family C member 4-like. Gene Ontology annotation, biological process: transmembrane transport. NCBI's taxonomy places the organism in Eukaryota, Metazoa, Chordata, Actinopteri, Cyprinodontiformes, Poeciliidae. Gene Ontology annotation, cellular component: plasma membrane. The record is from RefSeq and is a predicted model, not a curated record. Gene Ontology annotation, molecular function: ABC-type transporter activity; ATP binding; ATP hydrolysis activity.
UCUAGCACGUUUGGUCAGCUGGUUUUAGUAAAAUGAAUGCAAACCUAAGAUAAAUUAUCUCUGCGUUUUAGUACAAGAGCCUUUCGUUUGCUGCGAAUUUUGUAAAGUUAACUCUUGUUCUAAAUAUAUCAGCCUUACACUGUAAACAUGUUUUCUACCUCCUGAUUUUAUUGUAAAAUAAGAAGUAAAUUAAAACUACGAGUUUUGAAAUACCAGAUUUGUAGCACGGCUGUUAGUUACUGUUCUAAAAGGGAAAGAGAGACAAACAGCUUUGAUAAGUAAAAUCUACCUGAUCGACUCCAGGAGGCUGGAAGGAAGAGUUUAUCAGUGUCAACACAUAAUUUUUGCGGUUAUCUUUGUGAGUUGUAACUGAAUAUCCAAUGUGAGUGGUUGUUUAGGUGCUUCUUUAACCGAUUGUUAGAGUAAUGAGAUUAAAACUAAACUGACUUCAAUCACAUCUGCUAAAAGAAGCUUUGAUCCCAUUUGGAUAUUGGAAACCUGAAAUCAAAAGUGAUUAAAUUGAUUAGGUUGUUUCAGUUGCAGCUUUAUGCUUUUAUAAAGCAUUGUUGUUUCAUUGAUACAAUAUCAAUCGAUCAAUCAAAUUGAACUAUCUCAGCAAAACGUAAACAUUUAUAACAUCUAUUAUUACUGCUAUGAAUUAUUGUCAUUUUUCUCCUUGAAAUACCAACAUUUCCUCUUGGCUUCAUAUUUCGGUCUGUCUGAUUACGUAAUUUUUAAAUGAUAAUUUAAUCAGUUAGGGUUCUUGGGUAGACUUUCUACCAAAUACUUUUGGAUGGUUUCUUCUUACUUGAGUAAAAAUAUGUUGACGUGGUGCUGGUUUUACUUGAGGACGUUGUUUGGCUGCUCUAUCUGUGUAAAAUAUUCCUAUUCUGAGCCUGAAGUCGCGUUUUAAAAACUCAAACGCGGCGAAUCGUUUCUCAUGUGAUCGUCACGACCGCAGUCAUUGGCUGGACUGGGGUCACAUGAUCAGAAAUAUGUAAACACGAACCCAGACUCCGUAGUUCGCCUCGGUAAAAACAACCGAAAGUGAAGCCGAUUAUCCGAGGUGAACAAUCUCACUUUCCCUUCCAGCUUUCCUCGUGUUUGCGCUGCGCCGUUUGCGCACCAGCUGACUGCAAAGGCGCAGCUGCAGCGAGCCUAUAAGCUGAGUCUCCGCCUGCGUGUCCUGUCAGCGAUUUGCUCCAGGGUCUGACAGGAGCGCAGCCGCCUGAGCCGAUGACAGUCCGAGCAUGGAGAACCCGGAGAAGGGAGGCAGGAGGAGGAACCCGCUGGCCACCGCCAGCCUGCUCUCAAAGCUGUUCCUCUGUUGGUUGACGCCGCUGAUGCACCGCGGUAACAAACAGCGACUCAACGAGAGCGACAUGUACGGCGUUCUGCCAGAGGACGGCUCAGAAAACCUGGGAGAAAACCUGCAGAGAAUUUGGACCCAAGAAGUAAGAAGUGCAACAAAGGAACUCCGGGACCCAAAACUGACCCGGGUUCUCAUUAAGGCCUAUGGGAAAUCCUACGCUUUAGCUGGGCUGUAUGUUUUCUCACUGGAAGCCAUUAAGGUUGUCCAGCCUCUUCUUCUGGGGAAAAUAAUUGAGUAUUUUGAGAAGUACAACCCAGACGAUGCUGCUGGUCUUUACGCAGCGUACGGCUUUGCUGCCGCCAUGUCCGUCUCCACCUUCGCACUGACGAUCCUCCAACAUCUUUACUACUACCAGGUUCUCCGAAUUGGCAUGAGGAUUCGAGUGGCCAUGUGUCACAUGAUCUACCAGAAGGCUCUGCGUCUCAGCAGCGAGUCGAUGGGACGAACAACCACCGGGCAAAUCGUCAACCUCCUUUCUAAUGACGUAAACCGCUUUGACGAGAUCAUCCUGAACCUGCACUACCUGUGGGUCGGACCGCUUCAGGCGCUGGUCAUUGUCGUUUUCCUGUGGUCUGAAAUCGGCCCUUCCUGUCUGGCCGGCGUGGCCGCCGUCGCCCUCAUGAUGCCGGUCCAGACGUGGUUCGGAAAACUGUUUGGCAUCUUCAGGAGCAGAACGGCCGUCCUCACCGACAGCCGGAUCCGCAUCAUGAGCGAAGUGGUGUCUGGCAUCAGGAUCAUCAAGAUGUACGCCUGGGAGAAACCGCUGUCGGCUCUCAUCGCUGAACUCCGACGGAAAGAAAUCUGCCAGGUUUUGAAGAGCUCCUACCUGCGCGGACUCAACAUGGCUUCCUUCUUCGCCAGUAGCAAGAUCACGGUUUUCGUGACGUUCGCUGCCUACACUCUGCUGGGGAACGCCAUCACGGCCAGCAGCGUGUUCGUCACCGUGUCGCUCUAUGGCACCAUUAAGCUCACCGUCACGCUGUUCUUCCCUCUCGCCAUCGAAAAGAUGUCAGAGACCAUAGUGAGCGUUCAUAGGAUUAAGAAUUUCCUGACGUUGCAAGAAGUGGAGCGAAGAACCUUUGAACUGCACCUGGAGGAAAUGAAGGAAAGCGCCGUGGCGAUGGAGAAGCUGAGCUGCUGCUGGGACAAGACUCUGGACUCUCCGUCUCUGCAGAACAUUUCUGUCUCAGUGAAACCGCAUCAGCUUUUAGCUGUGAUUGGACCCGUAGGGGCUGGAAAGUCUUCGUUGCUGAGCGCCAUCCUGGGAGAGCUGCCGCGCGACGCGGGCGUGCUGGAGGUCAGAGGUCAGCUGGCCUACGCCUCCCAGCAGCCCUGGGUUUUCCCCGGAACCAUCCGCAGCAACAUCCUGUUUGGGAGAGAGCUGAACCCGAAGAAGUACGAGGAAGUCCUGCGCGCCUGCGCCCUGAAGAAGGAUCUGGAGCUUUUUCCUGAUGGAGAUCUGACUCUGAUCGGGGACAGAGGAGCCACGCUGAGCGGAGGACAGAAAGCUCGCCUCAACCUGGCCAGAGCUGUGUACCAGGAAGCAGACAUCUACCUGCUGGACGAUCCUUUAAGUGCCGUCGAUGCAGAAGUUGGAAAGCAUCUUUUUGAACAGUGCAUCUGCGGGCUGCUGCAGAACAAAUGUCGUGUGCUGGUCACGCACCAGCUGCAGUAUCUGAAGGCCGCAGACAAGAUUCUGGUCCUCAGGGAAGGCCACAUCAUGGGUCAGGGGAGCUACGGGGAGCUGCAGCGCUCCGGCCUGGACGUGGUUUCACUGCUGAGGAAAGACGAGGAGCAGGACUCCGAUAAACUGUCUCUGCACAGUCAGUGGACCAACUUCUCCCACAGUUCCCACAGCAGCCUCCUGCCAGCUGACACCGGAGACUCAGACCAACUUCCUGUGGAAGCGGCUCCAAUGCUCGCAGAAGAGAGUCGAGCAGAAGGAAACGUCGACAGCCACAUUUACCUGAAGUACUUCACUGCCGGCUGCAACUCUCUGGUUCUGCUGCUCAUCGUUCUCAUCAGCAUCAUAGCUGAGGUUGCGUACAUCCUGCAGGACUGGUGGCUGGUUUACUGGGCGAGAGCCGACGUCUCCAACAGCUCGGCUCCCGUCGUCAGCAUCAGAAAUGGCGCCAACGCCACGCCCACAGAGCUUCAUCUUCCCUUCUACCUCGGCGUUUACUCAGGUCUCACCGCGGCCGCCGUGGUGUUUGGUUUUGUCCGGAGUUUACUCAUCUUCCACGGUUUGGUGAAAUCGGCCCAGACUCUUCACAACAACAUGUUCAACGCCGUCCUUCGCUCUCAUGUUCACUUCUUCGACGUCAACCCCAUCGGACGAAUUCUCAACAGGUUUUCUAAGGACAUCGGCCAAAUGGACUCCAUGCUGCCCAUAACCUUUGUGGAUUUUUACCAGCUGUUCCUGCAGAACGUCGGCGUCGUGGCGGUGGCCGCCUCCGUCAUCCCUCUCAUCCUCGUCCCCGUCGUCCCUCUGCUCCUCUUCUUCCUUUACCUGAGGCGCUACUACCUGCACACGUCUCGGGACAUCAAGCGACUCGAGUCCACAACUCGCAGUCCCGUCUUCUCCCACCUGUCGUCGUCUCUUCAGGGUCUGUGGACGAUCCGAGCGUUCGGAGCCGAGGAGAGGCUGAGGAAAACCUUUGACUCCUACCAGGACCUGCAUUCAGAGGCCUGGUUUCUGUUCCUGAUGACCUCCAGAUGGUUCGCUUUGCGGCUCGACAGCAUUUGUUCCAUAUUCAUCACUUUCACGGCGUUUGGCUGCAUCCUGUUCAGAGACGGCCUGGAGGCCGGGCAGGUGGGGCUGGUUCUGACCUACGCCGUGACCCUGGUGGGAAACUUUCAGUGGACUGUGAGACAAAGUGCAGAGGUGGAGAACAUGAUGACUUCGGUGGAGCGAGUGGUGGAGUACACGGAGCUGGAGAGCGAAGCACCAUGGGAAACGGAGAAGCGUCCUCCUCCCGAUUGGCCGAGCGAUGGGGCUGUGACCUUUGACACAGUCAGCUUCUCCUACACCGCAGACGGUCCGCUGGUCCUGAAAGACAUCAGGGCUGCAAUUAAACCGAGUGAAAAGUUGGGGAUCGUCGGAAGAACCGGAGCCGGGAAAAGCUCCCUGAUCUCGGCUCUGUUCCGCCUGGCAGAACCCCAGGGAAAAAUCUACAUCGACGGCGUUUUGACCUCUGACCUCGGCCUGCACGACCUGCGCCAGAAGAUGUCCAUCAUUCCUCAGGACCCGGUGUUGUUUACCGACACGCUGAGGAAGAACCUGGAUCCGUUCGGCCAGCACUCUGACGAGGAGCUGUGGAAAGCUCUGGAGGAGGUCCAGCUGAAGUCCGUCGCCGAGGAUCUGCCGGGGAAGCUGGAGACGGUUCUGGCCGAGUCCGGCUCCAACUUCAGCGUGGGUCAGAGGCAGCUGGUGUGUCUGGCCCGAGCCGUCCUGAGGAGGAACCGCAUCCUCAUCAUCGACGAGGCCACGGCCAACGUGGACCCCCGGACAGACGAGCUGAUCCAGAAAACCAUCCGGGAAAAGUUCAGGUUCUGCACCGUUCUCACCAUCGCUCACCGCCUCAACACCAUCAUAGACAGCGACCGCAUCCUGGUUCUUGAUGGUGGCAGCAUCCAGGAAUUAGACCGACCCUUCGCUCUGCUUCAGAACCAAGAUGGCGCCCUGUACAAGCUGGUCCAGCAGACGGGCCAGGCCGAGGCGGCCGCCCUGCUGGAAUCAGCCAGACAGUCUGCACACCGAACCCAACCCAGCGACUCCCAGGACCCGAGAACGGAGCAGAACACUCCAGAACCAAAUGAAACGUGAAGUGGACGUUCAGGCAUGUGUUAGAAAUGUCUGAACUGUUCAGUUCAAAAGGAGAAAAUCAAAACGCAGAGUUUUUACAGACAUGAAUGUCAUAUUUAUAUUUUUAACGUAGGAACGACGGCCACUUUAGACGGUUUGAUCUCGCGAUUCACCGAUGAUCUGAUGUUUAGUGUAGUCUGUGUGGAUUAAUUUCAAAUGUUUUAAUUUUUUUAAACAGGCAUAAAUGUUCAGAAUUAUAAAUGUACCUGAUAGCUCUGCAGCAGUGCAGCUCAUUUAAAUACACCAGUAGCUCCACUAGUUUAAUAAAAGAAACUCAGACUGAUGAAAACAAAAGGUCGACUACCUCAGCUAAACGUGUAAAUAAACGGUGGCAAACAUUAGAAACAGUUCAGAAAGUUUGAUAAGUAAUUGAAAAUAAAUAGUAAAUAAUGAAGUAAUGUUACACAGAGCACAAAAUAUUAGAGGGAAAAAAAACAGCUUUUCAUUGACACUUGAUGUUUUUUAUAUCAGGACUGAACCUGGUAUGAAUAUUUUUGGAGCCAGUUUGUCCUUCCACUCAACUUUCCAAAUUAUGCAUCGAAUUCAAAUGAACUACAUCAGGAACUACAUUAUUUUUAGAAAUUAGUUUUUUAAAAUGUUCUGUUUUAUGAAAAUGCAUGUGUAGAGAAAAGAAUAGUAAAUAUACCAAAGACGGAUGAGUUUUUAGUUGUAAUGACGGUUCAACAGAAACCCUGCGGCGGCUCAGAUUAGCUCCCAUCGUUCACUGAUUGAAGUAACUUUUUGUGACACUUUACAGUCUAGUUUUAUCUAAAUAAAUGUAUUUUAAAGUAAAACCAAAAUGUAUGUAGAUAGAGUAGAAUGAUGAAAUAACCUGUAUAAAUGUCUCUGUUGUCUUUUCAGUGUUUAUCGUUGUCGGUUCCCAUAUGAAACGAGUCGCUCGUCUUCAGAUUUCAUGUGUAUUUCUGUCUUUACACUCCAAAUGCUAAUUUAAUUCCUAUAAGAAAGAAAGAAAACUGUUAUCUGUGAAUGUAAACUGUUCAAUUUUUCAUAAAGUGGAGUUUGUAAAA